AUGGAAACCCUCGAAAGUUUGGUGUCCCGAUUUGAUUUUCUUUGCCGAUUUUGUCUUGCGGACGUUGGCUGCGUUCCCAUAUUUCUUCAGGAUGGCGUCUUAAACGAAAAUGUGCAGAAAGCAUUCGACAUUAUUCUCACCAAGGUAGACGAACACGAUGGACUGCCAAACAAUGUUUGCACCGACUGUUUGCUGCGCAUGGAGAACAUUGUCGAUUUCGAAGCCAACUGCAGCCGCUCAUAUAAAAUACUCGAGAAAGUGGCAUGUUUUCUGGAACAGCGUAAUGCAAACCAAGAGAUGGACGAAUGUGCCCAGGUUCCGGAAAAUGCUAAACGUUCAACGGACGGUGAGGGCCAAUUCGAUGCCAUAGAGGAGUACAUAGAGGACCAGGACGACGAACCAGACCUCAAACAUGGUAGUGACUCGGAGACGCAAAGCGUUGUUAUGCUACAGCUUGAGAUUGUCGGAAACGAGCGUUCAGAGUCGUCGUGUGAAGAGAUCACCGAAGAGCAGGAACUUGUCACCGAAGAAAACGUGCAUGACACAGAGAAUCGAGAAGAUGAGCCGCAUUUCGAUUGCACUGACGGGCUGCAAAACAUGUUACCGCCUGACGAAAGGAAACUAUACUUUCAAGCGGCACAAAAUAAGGAGCACAAAUACAUCAUUCGUGGGAAGCGUAAAGUGCCAGUUAUCGAGUGCAUAUUCUGCAACAAAAUGUACCGCGGCAGGAACACGCUAAGGAAGCAUCUCAGAAUUCACUUCCAGCUCAAAAGCUACGUUUGCCACCUGUGCGACCCACCAACGCGGUUCACCGAUCGUAGCUCGUUGCGCGUGCACGAGGUACGGCACGCCGAGACCAAAGCAUUCAAGUGCGAUCAAUGCGAGCGUUCGUACUUCACUAACAACGAAUUGAAACAGCACUACACCAUGCGCCACGAAGAACGUAAAUACGUUUGCCAAGUUUGUUCUGCUCGUUUUGCAUCGAACGCUAUCCUAAAAGAUCACAGUAGGGUGCACACAUCAGAUCGCCCAUUUGUUUGCAACGUCUGCGGAAUGUGUUUCAAGCGUAAUCGUAAUCUAGUUCGCCACAUGGACAACAAACAUUCAGCAAAAGCAACAGACAAGCAGGCCAAACAGGACAACUUUAGUUUGAUAACUUGCUACUGGUGCACCGCUGUAUUUGAGCUACCGUCGAAGCUGCUUGCCCACAUAACGGAGGAACAUGGGCAGGAGUGUGAAGAAAUGCGCUUGAAAUCGCAUUUCUGUCCGACGUGCUCGAAAAAGUUCACUACGUUGGACGAAUGCCUGCUGCAUCAGGAUAAGCACACUUUAUUCAAAGUGCAAAACGAUGGUAUAACAAUGCACCAGUGCGGAGCCUGUGGCAAACAGUUACGUUACAGAUCGUUGGCAAAGAAACAUCUACUAUCGCACACUAAAACCCGCGUAUAUCAGUGUCACUAUGCACACUGUAGUCGCAAGUACAAACAUAAGAUGCAUUUCGCGCGGCAUAUGCGUGUAGUUCACCAAAAACUAGAGCCGCCCAAGUGAACAGUCCUGCAAGAAAACA
Messenger RNA from Anopheles cruzii, 1567 nucleotides. RefSeq names its product zinc finger protein 431-like. The coding region runs from base 1 to 1548 and encodes 515 amino acids. The transcript has a single exon. Gene Ontology annotation, molecular function: RNA polymerase II cis-regulatory region sequence-specific DNA binding; zinc ion binding; DNA-binding transcription factor activity. Gene Ontology annotation, cellular component: nucleus. The record is from RefSeq and is a predicted model, not a curated record. NCBI's taxonomy places the organism in Eukaryota, Metazoa, Arthropoda, Insecta, Diptera, Culicidae. Gene Ontology annotation, biological process: regulation of transcription by RNA polymerase II.